UUAAAAUCACAACUAAAGACUAAAGUUGUUGUUACACGUGUAUGACAAACGCGUAGGAUUUGAGAGUGGGUUGGAACAAAACUUGGGGAAGAAACACAAGAAGUAAAACGUUGAAUCCGGAAAAAAAAAACCGCGGCGUCUUUAGCGAAACAGCUUCUUUUAUUUGUCUUCUCUCUUCUUAUUCCCUUGGUUUGAUCUCUCAGCUUCCAAAAACCCAGGGGCUUAAUUCUCUAACAAACGCAAUCACUCAAACCUAACUAUCUUUCUUAUAUAAUUAGUGAAUCUCAAACACCACUUCUCUUACAAAAAAUCUCCCAGAACUCUUACAAAAACAGAAUCUAGCCGACAAAACAAGAUGAGGAUUAGCUGUAACGGAUGCAGAGUUCUUCGAAAAGGGUGUAGUGAUGAUUGUAGUAUACGACCGUGUUUGGCUUGGAUCAAAUCCCCUGAAGCGCAAGCAAACGUAACCGUGUUUCUCGCCAAGUUCUAUGGCCGUGCUGGACUCAUGAACCUCAUCAACGCUGGUCCCGAUCACCUUCGUCCUGCGAUUUUCCAGUCGUUGUUGCAUGAGGCUUGUGGGAGGAUCGUGAACCCGAUCUACGGUUCGGUUGGUUUAAUAUGGUCGGGAAAUUGGCAGCUUUGUCUAGCCGCCGUGGAGGCGGUGAUGAAAGGUGAACCGAUCACAGAGAUGGCCACAGAGACCGCCACCAAUGGCCAAAGCCCGCCGCUGAAAAUGUACGACAUCCGUCACAUUUCCAAGGAUGAAAACUCCUCCCCUGCCGCAGCGUCAACCGAUCUGAAACGGCCGAAACCUCGCCGAGCGAAGCGAGUCGCUGAACCGGCGGAUUCGGAGGGAAAGUCAGCUGGUGGAGAGGAGGCUAGCCACGUGUCGUCGUUGAGUCACCAGUCGGAAAUAAUCGUGGCUGCUCAUGAAGGAGAGAGCAAAGUCACGGAGGUGAUGGCUUUCUCGCCGCCGGCUGUACAGUGUUCCGGUGAGAUCAAGCUUGACCUAACAUUAGGGCUCGAGGCGGUGUCACGUGCGGACCACGUGGUGCCUCUUAAGAAGAGAAAGAUCGGCGUGUUCGGCACGUGUGUAGAGGAGAGCCCGUGUAAGACUGAGCUUAAGCUCUGAAAAGCUCUGUUCUAACUUUUUGAAGUUUUGCUUGCAUUCGGCUUCGUUUGGGUCGGGAUGUGAUACUAUUGGGCCAAGCCGUAACGUAGAACUGGGCCGAUAACUUUUAAAAAAAAAAAUAUUUGUCUCUAUAUUUCCUUUUUAAUUUGUACUCCCCUGGUGGUAAAAAUUAGAGCAUGUACAAACUUAUUUUACAGAGAUAAAUUUAAAGUGAUUAUUAA
Eruca vesicaria subsp. sativa (arugula) is the source of this 1353-nucleotide messenger RNA. The record is from the annotation of a GenBank genome assembly. NCBI's taxonomy places the organism in Eukaryota, Viridiplantae, Streptophyta, Magnoliopsida, Brassicales, Brassicaceae.